This is a messenger RNA of Heterocephalus glaber (naked mole-rat), 1556 nucleotides long. It is a transcript of the gene Pithd1, whose product is annotated as PITH domain containing 1. The record is from RefSeq and is a predicted model, not a curated record. Lineage: Eukaryota; Metazoa; Chordata; Mammalia; Rodentia; Bathyergidae. Gene Ontology annotation, cellular component: nucleus.
GCGCCUGCGCCACGCACGGGCGCCUUUUACGACGCGGGGGACGCGGCGCUUGGCUGUCUGAGCGGGGCGCAGCGAACGAGGCAGUGGUAGCCGCGGUUGUGCCAAAAGGACGUUCGAGGGCGGCGUCGCCAUGUCACACGGUCACAGCCACGGCGGGGGCGGUUGUCGCUGUGCAGCCGAACGAGAGGAGCCGCCAGAACAGCGCGGCCUGGCCUACGGCCUAUACCUGCGCAUCGACCUGGAGCGGCUGCAGUGCCUCAACGAGAGCCGCGAGGGCAGCGGCCGCGGCGUUUUCAAGCCGUGGGAGGAGCGGACCGACCGCUCCAAGUUUGUUGAAAGUGAUGCAGAUGAAGAGCUUCUGUUUAAUAUUCCAUUUACGGGCAAUGUCAAGCUCAAAGGGAUCAUUAUAAUGGGAGAGGAUGAUGACUCACACCCCUCUGAGAUGAGACUGUACAAGAACAUUCCACAGAUGUCGUUUGAUGAUACAGAAAGGGAGCCAGAUCAGACCUUUAGUCUGAACCGGGAUCUUACAGGAGAAUUAGAGUAUGCUACAAAAAUUUCCCGUUUUUCAAAUGUCUAUCAUCUCUCAAUUCAUAUUUCAAAAAACUUUGGAGCAGAUACCACAAAGGUCUUCUAUAUUGGCCUGAGAGGAGAAUGGACUGAGCUUCGGCGACAUGAGGUGACCAUCUGCAACUACGAAGCGUCAGCCAACCCGGCAGACCACCGAGUCCAGCAGGUUACCCCACAGACACACUUCAUUUCCUAAAGUUAGCCCGGGCUCCCACAGAUGUGCUGUGUCAGUGAGGAGGGUGACUGCCUGCUGGGAAGGACGGAAGUGCGGCUCCAGCACAAGUUGGCUGCCACAGCUUCUGCCGAAGCCUUGUCCUUGGGUUUCGAUGCAAAAACCAGGCCUAUGGAAGACACCACACCACUAUUCUGUAGAGCACUACAGAAAUCAGGUUUUGGGUUGGGUGGCACCUGUCAGUCAUGGAUAAUGCUUGCUUUUCCAGCCAGUGUGGCCAUGGAAGCCCAAGUGUCUUGCUUUGUGGCAGGAUUUUUGUGUGACUUGUUUUUAAAUAAUGGAAACUCCUGGGCUGUAGACAACCUUCUGAAGCCUCAGGACUGUGUGUCUGAGCCAUCAGGAGGGUCUCCCAACUAGAAACCCUGUCCCUGCUUAUGCGUCCCUGUCACUGCUCAGCAUUCUUGUCAAGUUGCCCAGCUUGGAGUUGUCUGUCAUGCACAAGUAUUCCAUGGUUAUAGCCAGAAAGGCAGAAGUCUCUUGAUGACGUGUGGUAGCUUGGGGGGAAAGGUCUUUCCUGCUGCCUAGCUAAGCAAUCUGGGGAGAGCAUGGGAAUCAUUUCUGUGUUUGUGGGUAACCUGGUUGGUCUAAGACUGAGACUUAGUUAAGAUUCCAUGGGAACCUCCUUCAUGUUUAUUAGCUUCUAACUUGUGUUGUAAGCUCAGUGCCAGAAUUUGGAGGUCUCUUGAGUUCUUCUGUUCAUGGCUUUUAUUCACUGUGACUAAUAAGCUUCUUAAUAAAUCCUUGCCAAAUUUAA